Molecule: messenger RNA, 1823 nt
Organism: Athene cunicularia (burrowing owl)
Lineage: Eukaryota; Metazoa; Chordata; Aves; Strigiformes; Strigidae
Gene: DPH3
Product: diphthamide biosynthesis 3
Exons: 3
Coding region: 96-344 (82 amino acids)
Biological process (GO): protein histidyl modification to diphthamide
Molecular function (GO): metal ion binding
Source: RefSeq, a predicted model, not a curated record
CGCCCCGCCCUGUCAGGCGACGGGACGGGCGCGCGGGCGCGGCGCGCGCGUUUCUGCGUCCCUUCCGCCCCGGCCCGUUUCCCGCUGCGCGCGCCAUGUCGGUCUUCCACGAUGAGGUGGAGAUCGAGGACUUCGAGUACGACGAGGAGACCGAGACCUACAGCUACCCGUGCCCUUGCGGGGACCGCUUCCUCAUCACGCGGGAAGACCUGGAGAACGGCGAGGACGUGGCCACCUGCCCCAGCUGCUCCCUGAUCCUCCGUGUCAUUUACGACCAGGAGCAGUUCAUGCGUGGUGAAGUCGUUGCAGAACCUUUGACAAACAAGGAGUUGAUUAAGUGCUGAUGAACAUGUCAUGAACUGUUGCUGCUUUAGAAUAAGAAAGGAUGGGGAUGGCAACUGCGGGAAGAGAUGUGGUCCUACUCCUGGAAGCGCUUGCUGCUGUGAGAUACAAGUGCAAUAACUGGCAGUCUUCACAAUUUGAAUGACAAUUCGCCGGGACAUCAAAUACUUGAAUGGGUUUUGUUCAAAAGGGUUAUACAUUUUAAAAAAAUGCAGAAGAUGCUGUAUGUAUUCUAGAAAACAUGAGGAUUGUGAUUGUAAUUGACAGAACGUCAGUAUUCAGAAGUGCAUGGAGUUGUGAAAUUACAUUUAUAUAGGAAGGGCUUCUUAGCCUGUGGAGAAAAGCAGGCUUUGUGUGGGCAUAUACCAGUGUGAAAUGGUAGAGAGCUGAAACACUGGGAGAUGAAAUUUAGAAGUCUGUAAGACAUGCCAUACAGAAUUACAGCUUUGACCGAGCGUGGUAUCGCCCAGGAUGUGGGCUCGUGUACUUCCAGCCCAUACUGAAUGUGGGGAAAAAUAAGACCCAGAGCCAGCGCUGUUCAUAAAUUGUUUUUACUACUGUAAGCACAGAGAAGGUGCAGUUGUAUUUAUAUCUGCAGUGGGGGCAACACCUGAGUUAACGCAAAUUUGUUUCUUAAAUUGCAGUUGCUUUGAAAAAAGCUUUAGUAGCUGUUACCAGAUGACUCUCUGACAUAAUAAUGAUACACUUUUUUGGGUGUUGUGUGGAAUGAGACAAAUUUUUGAGAAGGUGUCCAACUUCUUUACUCCUGCAAAACUAGUAAUGUGCAAGUGGACUUGAACUCGAAGUGGAUUUUGAUUUACACAUAUUUUCUCAACAACUUUGUGAUGUGACUGUUGUAGCAAAUAUAAAAUGGGCUGCAGUUCUUUGUGCGAUUUGUAGUAGUACAUUUGCUGAAUUUCUCAGUUCUCCUUUGUUAAGUUCUGUCACUUCCUGAAUAGGAGAUGCACAAAUUUCACUUAAUAAAAAUGAAUUUUUUAGGGUAGAAAAGAGGUGGAAGAAUAUACUCCAAAGUACAUUGAUUGUCUACUUGUAUUACAAGCCGCUGCUUUUAAAUAUCCAUUUAAAAUUAUGGUCAUUCAUGUGUUUUAGUAGGAUUUGACAUCUAUGAAGUUAAAUUUCAGAAAAAAUACUUGUGUAGCAUUUAUAUAGUUAUUUUGCUCCAGGCACUAAAGAUAAGCAAGUUGUACUGAAUUCUUGCAUUUAACUGGUUUUGUUCUUACAACAUUCCGUGAAUGUUGAAGAUGACAUUCUAAUUAUUUUUCAAAAAACAGAGAAAACUACACCCUUCAGUUAGUUUUGAAUGCACAACCGAAAGUGUUUUCCUGCCUAAACCAGAAGGUGGCACUCUUGUUACUUCGAUAUCUGUGCUUAAAAAAAUAAAAAAAGCUGUGGUACUUUGGUUAGCUAGAUCUUCUCAAAUAUUUAUUUUGACUAUUUAAAUAAAGAUAUUUAAGACUCCA